AUUAGUUCUCUUUUGCCACGUUAUCCAUAUGUGCUAGGCCACAUUUGACCACUCUAUGGAGCAACGUUUGACGUAGCUUCACACUGUUGUUCCCAUAGAUAUCCAACUCCGUAAGAUACCAUAAAGAUAGACAAAGAAAGGUUGCUGGUGAUGGAAAGCUCAAACGUCGUGUUAUCACUAGGCACCUGGUUAGAACAGACUACCCCCCAAAGAGUUUCUGGAACUUUAGGUGAAGCUGUAGAUAAUGACUGUUUUGAAGAUAAUGGUACAAUGGAGUCGCCACCUGGAAGCGGCUGCGAGAGUUCAGGCCCUAUAGUUGACACAUUCCUUCCUUCUACGCUUUCGGCCACUCACUCAAAGCAAGUCGUUUCUAGUACACAGUUUUCGUCAACUCUCUUGCAAGCAGCGCUUUUUAGGGCUGUUGCUACCGGAAAUUUGGUAUCGCUCAAGUUGAUGGUUACAGCAGCCAAGGAAUUGGACUUAUUGGGAAAGGCAGGAAACGUGGAAAGCAUUUCGAAUAUUGUAAAUUACGAUCAAAGAACGUUACUACAUCUCGCUUCUGCAGAGGGUCAUUUGGAUAUAGUUUCUUUUCUAUUAGAAAACCAAGCUGAUCCUUAUGCAAAAGACCGUUGGGGCGCAACUCCUAUCGAUGAUGCUUGGGAAAAUAAUCACAUGGAAGUGAUUAAAGUUAUCGAGGCUUUCGUUGAUUCCGAGGGAAAGUCGGGCCCUGUGGUCAAUAUGGAACGGAAGCAAAAAGAUAUUGAACAUCGAUUGGAUACGGGAAUUGAUAUUCCUUACAAUCGUGGACAUCGUCCUUUAGGUGCCUUUGCUAGUAUUCCUUUGACCAGUGAUUUUCCAUAUUGUGGACUUCGUCGGACAGUUUCGAGUCCAGUUGAAACAGAAAAUUUCAACGAGCCUAAACAAAGAGAAAGAAGUGUAUCUUGUCAGGAAGAUGAUUCAUUCAUGUUUCUUGCCGAACGAUUUUUCCCUAUGAAUUUUCCUUUUAUGGAUAGGGAUAAUUUCUCGGAGGGUGACUCUCCAAUACUGGAAAGUCCAUGUGGAGAGAGGAAGACGGAAGAUGUGGCUGAAAAUGAUGCUUCUGACAAUGGCAGUGAACAAGAAGAAGAAAGUCAGUUGAUGAUGGUUGCACAGGAAGAGUUAGACAGGGCAUACCGUUCAGAAAAGGAUAAAAUCUUCCAGAAAUAUCGAAAAAUCAUCGAAGAGAAGUUAGGCUCUGUUCCAAAUCGACUGCGUUUGUUAUCUCUCAUUUAGCGUAGAAUUCUUUUGUACAGAUUUAUUCCUACUAUAUAUAGAAUUUUUGUUUUGUACUUCACUGAUACAUGAAAGCACAAAUUGUAAGUAAUAAAGUUUUCCGAGUUGCAUGGUAGUAUUUUCUGAUGC
Galdieria sulphuraria is the source of this 1401-nucleotide messenger RNA. RefSeq names its product glutaminase. The transcript has a single exon. Gene Ontology annotation, cellular component: nucleus. Gene Ontology annotation, molecular function: protein binding. Gene Ontology annotation, biological process: regulation of gene expression. Bases 151 to 1272 code for a protein of 373 amino acids. Lineage: Eukaryota; Rhodophyta; Bangiophyceae; Galdieriales; Galdieriaceae. The record is from RefSeq and is a predicted model, not a curated record.